AUGCUGCGCCCAGUAUAUAGACAUGCUUCCAGGCAACUGCGCACCCCGGCCCCGAUUGCGGCUAUCAGGAAGCGAAAUCUACAUGCUCCCGUGGCCUUUGACUGGCAGGAUCCACUCAAGGCGAACGACCUAUUGACCGAAGAGGAGCAAGCCAUUUCCGAGACUGCAGAGUCGUAUUGCCAGGAGCGCAUGCUCCCAAGAGUGCUAGAGGCAUACCGCAAUGAGGACUUUGACAGGAAAAUCAUUCAAGAGAUGGGAGAGCUUGGCCUGCUUGGUGCAACCAUCAAAGGCUAUGAGUGUGCCGGCGUCAGCAGUGUGGCCGGUGGUCUGAUCACCAGAGCAGUCGAAAGGGUUGACUCAGGGUAUCGUUCGGGUUACUCUGUCCAGAGCUCGCUUGCUAUGGGUGGUAUUGAAGAGUUUGGGUCUGAAGAACUCAAAGAGCGCCUUCUACCAAAGAUGGCAAAGGGUCAAUUGCUGGGUUGCUUUGGUCUUACCGAGCCUAAUCACGGAUCAGACCCUGGGUCUAUGGAGACGGUUGCAAAGGAGCAUCCAUCAAAGAAGGGCUACUACUCGCUAUCUGGUUCAAAGACGUGGAUUACGAACUCGCCUAUUGCCGAUGUCUUGCUCGUGUGGGCAAAACUGGAAAGCACAGGCAAGAUCCGGGGUUUUGUCAUUGAGCGGGACCAGUGUCCACCGGGUACUCUCGAAACCCCGCCAAUCAAGAACAAGAACGGACUGCGAGCAUCCAUCACUGGCAUGAUCCAGCUUGAUGAAUGCCCAGUUCCCGAGGCAAACAUGUUUCCAGAGGUAGAAGGGCUGAAAGGGCCCUUUAGCUGCCUAAACUCGGCAAGAUAUGGUAUCGCGUGGGGUACUAUGGGUGCCUUGGAAGACUGCAUCGCUAGAGCACGCACAUAUGCACUAGAGAGGAAGCAGUUCAAGAACAACCCAAUUGCCAAGUACCAGCUUGUGCAGAAGAAGCUAGCUGAUGCUACGACCGAUGCUGCGUACGGAAUUCUCGCGGCUCAUCAGGUUGGACGACUCAAGGACGAGGGCAAGGCUGCACCCGAGAUGAUUUCCAUGAUUAAGAGACAGAACUGCGAUCGUGCCUUGGUCAACGCUCGGACGCUACAGGAGAUUUUUGGCGGAAACGCAGUCUCAGACGAAUACGGCAUCGGACGGCACGUUGCCAAUCUGUUCGUGACGCAGACGUAUGAAGGACAGAGCGAUAUCCACUCGUUGAUCCUAGGUCGAGCAAUCACCGGCCUGCAGGCGUUCUGUUGA
This is a messenger RNA of Bipolaris zeicola 26-R-13, 1281 nucleotides long. RefSeq lists its product as uncharacterized. Gene Ontology annotation, biological process: fatty acid beta-oxidation using acyl-CoA dehydrogenase; fatty-acyl-CoA biosynthetic process. The record is from RefSeq and is a predicted model, not a curated record. NCBI's taxonomy places the organism in Eukaryota, Fungi, Ascomycota, Dothideomycetes, Pleosporales, Pleosporaceae. Gene Ontology annotation, cellular component: mitochondrial inner membrane. Bases 1 to 1281 code for a protein of 426 amino acids. The transcript is spliced from 4 exons. Gene Ontology annotation, molecular function: fatty-acyl-CoA binding; flavin adenine dinucleotide binding; glutaryl-CoA dehydrogenase activity.